AUGUGGGGUGCUGCUGUGUCAAGCCCUCCGCAUUACCAUUACAUUCAGGGAUCGAAUGGUCCUGUUCCUCAGCGAGGCCCUUCUGGACCAAUACUAGCCGGUCCCAAUAAAUAUUUAAGACCUCAAUCCUCAUAUUCCCUGCCACACGGAAGCAACGGUCCCGGUCGUUGGGGCUGGUCCGGUAGUAAUGCUUCUUCUUUUGAUCGAAGGCAGUUGAAAGUACCUCCACAACCAGCAAGGCCAGCACCCGUUCGACCGGCGCAUAAUAAAAAUGCUGCUAAUUAUAAGGUCGAUCCCGAGCUGAUCUUCACGAAACAGGAGAAGAUCGGCAAGGGCUCCUUUGGUGAGGUGUUCAAAGGCGUCGAUAACAGAACGCAACAGGUCGUUGCCAUAAAAAUAAUUGAUCUUGAAGAAGCCGAAGAUGAAAUCGAAGACAUCCAGCAGGAGAUCAUGGUGCUGUCACAGUGCGAUAGCCCGUACGUCACUAAAUAUUAUGGAUCAUACUUGAAGGGAACAAAAUUAUGGAUUAUUAUGGAAUACCUCGGCGGGGGGUCGGCGUUGGACCUCAUGAAAGCGGGCAGUUUCGAAGAGAUGCAUAUCGCAGUUAUCCUAAGAGAGGUCCUGCGGGGUCUCGACUACCUGCACUCGGAGAGGAAGCUGCACAGGGAUAUCAAAGCGGCUAACGUUCUACUGAGUGAAAUGGGGGACGUCAAACUAGCCGAUUUCGGUGUCGCGGGCCAAUUAACGAACACAACGAGCAAGCGUAACACAUUCGUCGGUACGCCCUUUUGGAUGGCGCCUGAAGUGAUCAAACAGUCCUGUUACGACAGCAAGGCCGACAUCUGGUCGCUAGGAAUUACGGCUAUAGAAUUGGCGAAAGGCGAACCUCCCAACUCCGAACUUCAUCCGAUGAGAGUGCUAUUUCUCAUUCCCAAAAACAACCCGCCCCAACUCACCGGCAGUUACUCGAAACCGUUCAAAGAGUUCGUCGAGGCGUGCUUGAAUAAGGAUCCCGAAAAUAGACCGACAGCAAAGGAGUUGUUGAAGUUUCAGUUUAUCAGAAAGGCUAAGAAGAAUUCUUAUUUAAUGGAUCUUAUAGAUAGGUAUAAGAAGUGGAAAGCGCAGAGGAGCGAGGAGAGCGAAACUGAAUCGGAGAAUUCGGAUUCGGAGGAGUGCAGCCGCGGCGACAGCGAGGCGGACGAGCCGUGGAUCAUGACGGUGCGCGGCGGCGCGGGGGCGCGCGCGCACCGCGCCGACGACAAGCACCACCGCACCGCGCACGAGGACGCCGUGAUUCCCUCCCCCACGUCGCCUGUAGUUCCCAAACAGAAUGGCUCGCUGAGCGCGCGCGAGGAGCCGCCGGCCGACAACCACAACAGUCACAACAACCACAAGCCGGUGAUCAACAACAACACCGCCGACAAGCAACCCUCGCGCCAGUCCCCGCUGGUGUCGGAGCAGCGCAAGGAGCGCGAGCGCGAUGAGCGCAAGGAGCGCGACGGCUCCAACAGAGACAGCGUCGUCUACAAUAAUAAAUCAUCGCCCUUGGAUCACAGAGGAGUCAGCAACGAGGAGAACAAAGUGAGACGACAUGCGUAUCUACAACAGCUUAUUUACCCGUUAUUAAGUGAGCUGUCCCGCAAGCACGGCGCGGGCAGUGCGGCCGCCAUCGAGGAGCUGCGGCGCGCCUUCGACGCGGCCGAGCGCGCCGCGCCGCACCUCACGCGCGCCUUCGUGCAGCAGGUGGUGCAGAGGGUGGCCACGCAGUCGCACCAGCCGUCCCCGCCCUCGCACAACUCGCAGCAGUGGAUGAGGUAGGGACCCAUAAUGUCAGUGGCGCUCGUCCGCCGGUGGCAAUCCCGGCCAGCACUGCUGCAGCGCUACAGCGCUUCGCCGCUCCACCGCUGCACUGCUCCACAGUCGCAGUGUUACAGCGCCACGCCGCUGCAGCGUUGGAGCGCUGCAAUCGGCCGAGUUGCGUGACGUCACAUCCUCCCGGCGCACGAUAUAAUAUAUUUUGUUACCCUAACAUAGUGGCUAAUAUUGAACUAAAUAAGAGUUGUCGCAUAUGAUAUAAAUCGUUUUAAGUGGUCGAAGGGCUUAUCGUCUGAAUUUAUUAGUGAUUGUAGUUUCUGACUCGCCGACCAGUGGACCACUGACCGGGGAUCGGCAGUCGGCGUCAAUAACAGUCGUGUUUUACUAUAGUGUUCCAAAUUAUGUUAAGAGGAUAAAUGAAAUGUGACUGCUUAUUAACGCUGACUGAAUUAUGGUGUUGGUGAUACGACGGAACUAUAGAGAAUGUUAUCUCGUAAUGUUAAAAUAUUAUUAUAACUGUCAUACUUUAAAUUAAUAUGAUGUUUUAAUUUACUUUUGUUAUUUUGGUUUACGAGUAUAACUAACGCCAUAUUUUUGAAAAGAAAUAUUAAGAUUGAUUCGAUGUAAACCUUGUUUAAUUCGAAUGUAUUAUGUUCAUAAAGUAUGUAAUGUUUA
Messenger RNA from Melitaea cinxia (Glanville fritillary), 2490 nucleotides. RefSeq names its product serine/threonine-protein kinase 26 (gene GckIII). Gene Ontology annotation, molecular function: protein kinase activity; ATP binding. Bases 1 to 1818 code for a protein of 605 amino acids. The record is from RefSeq and is a predicted model, not a curated record. Lineage: Eukaryota; Metazoa; Arthropoda; Insecta; Lepidoptera; Nymphalidae. Gene Ontology annotation, biological process: protein phosphorylation. The transcript has 12 exons.